UGUAAUAUCCACCUAAUUUAACCACCAUAUUCAUGGCCAAUCCCUAGCUGUGGGUAUGCGCCACAACCACUCAGGUUAACAACGACAUAUUACCUUUCUUCCUAGGGGUAAAAAACAUAUCACCUAGUAAGAGACAAAAGUUCGCGAAAAUCUUCAAGGUAAUCACGAUGUCCGACCCAAGGGCAAGGGGCGAUUACCCUUUUAUUUUGCUGAGUCGUGAACGCGAAGGGUCGGAGAAAGGCAAAAGCCAGGUGGAAGCGGACCUCCGCAAGCCAAAGUGGGACUUGAUCCAGUUGCAGCCCUUCGACAAGAACAUCUACCGGGAGCACCCAACCACAGCAAGUCGGUCUGCCCACGAUGUGGACGACUAUCGGCUUGUUAACCGCAUCACGGUCAAAGGGUGCGGAGCGGCAAAGCCAAUCCUGGGCUUCGAAGAGGUGUCGUUUCCCGACUACGUCAUUGACGCUCUCCGGAACAAGCGGAACAGCGGUUCGCCCAGCUGCAUCGAGGCCCAGUGCUGGCCCAUUGUUCUCGGUGGUCGAGACCUUUUGGGCGUCGUUCAGGCGGGGUCGCACAAGACGCUCGCCUACGUCCUUCCCGCCGUCAUGCACGCAUUAAGCAUCCAACGACCCCAGCGAUACGGCGACCACCCCAUUGUCCUCGUGCUGGCACCGACGCGGGAGCUGGUCCAGCAGAUCCACCGCAUGCUCGGCGACUUCGGACAGUUAUCGGGACUGCGUAGCGUUUGCGUCCACAGCGGCGUACGGAAGGACACCCAGCACACCGAGCUCGCUGCGGGCUGUGACGUCUGCGUCGCGAUGCCCGGCCGCCUCCUGGAGUUCAUUAAGGAAAGGAGGGUGAACCUGCUAGGGUGCACUUUCCUGGCCAUCGACGAGGCGGACCGGAUGAUGACUAUGGGGCUAGAGUUGCAGGUGCUCAAGAUCGCCGAGCAGAUCCGGCCGGACCGCCAGACGGUGAUGUGGACGGCCUCCUGGCCCGAGGGCUUGCGGCCAUUCGUCGAGUCGCUGCUCGAGGAGUACGUCCAGGUGACCUUCGGCUCCGCGCAGCCGCGCGUCAGCCGAGACGCAAGACAGACCGUCUACGUCGUGAACGAGCCCGAGAAAGAGCGCAUGCUGACGGAGCUCCUCGACGACUUGCUCAAGGACAACAGAGACAGGGCGAUAGUGUUAGUGAGGACGCAGGGCGCGGUGCACGAGCUGACGUGGAAGUUGCGCCAGAACGACUGGCGGCCCGUCGGCUUUCGCCGCGGUAUGGCGGAAGAGCAACGCCAGUGGGUGCUAAGCUCGUUUCGUUCCGGAAGCUCUCGCGUCCUGGUGUCCACCCACGGGUCCGGGCGGGACCUGGCCAUCGACGACGUGCGAUUUGUGGUCAACUUCGACUUCCCUGAGAGUUUGCACGACUACACACUGUGCGUCAACCAUCUGGUGAGCGUCGCCGAUGGUGGCGAAGUGUACACUUUCUUCACGCCUAACGACAGACGCCACGCCGGCGACCUCGUUGCCACACUGCGGGACGCCAAGCAGAUGGUGAGACCCUCUCUCUUGAAGCUCUCGAAGGAGUCUGGUGCCCGCGGAACGCGCGGUCGCAGAGCCAAGCGGUGACAGCGAUCGACACACUGGCAGCUUCAAUUACGUUCAGGCGUCGAUGUGGUCCUCACCUCCUCAAGCUUUCGGAGAAGCUUGUGCUAGGAUACACUGCACCAAAUUAUCUGGCUUCGUGGACAGUAGCGGCAAAAAAAAAAGAAACUGUUCUCGCUACUCUACUAAAAUUCACAACUUCUAAAAUUAAUUGGGCGCCACCAAAUACACUAAGACCUAGUUGCCUUCAAAAGUUCACGAAGCGGACUUCAGUCACAUUCUCAUGUAUUUAUUCGCGUUUUUGCGAUCACUUCAACGGCCAGUGUUAUCUUUCCUUGAACUUAUUACGACGAUUAUCGACUGCUUAGUCUACGCACCAACGGGUAUAAAGGGGGCUUUAGAAAUGGCAGAAAGAGAA
This is a messenger RNA of Dermacentor albipictus, 2016 nucleotides long. Lineage: Eukaryota; Metazoa; Arthropoda; Arachnida; Ixodida; Ixodidae. The record is from RefSeq and is a predicted model, not a curated record.